Messenger RNA from Bacillus rossius redtenbacheri, 1876 nucleotides. It is a transcript of the gene Atg4a, whose product is annotated as cysteine protease ATG4B. The transcript has 10 exons. Lineage: Eukaryota; Metazoa; Arthropoda; Insecta; Phasmatodea; Bacillidae. Gene Ontology annotation, molecular function: protein-phosphatidylethanolamide deconjugating activity. The record is from RefSeq and is a predicted model, not a curated record. Bases 253 to 1428 code for a protein of 391 amino acids.
GAUAUGAUUAUUCUUUUAUAUUCUGUGGUUGGUAGACAUGGCUAUCUCAAAGUUAAUAUUUUGGUUUUCUUUUUUGUAAUUCCAGCUGUCAAUUUCUUAAAAUAGAGUACAAUUUUAAGGGAGUCGAGUUGUUUGAGCUUGUUUUAAAAGAAUAAAUGAAAAACCUAGGUGUUUUGUAACAAUGACAUACUACCUGCAUAUCAGCUCACACAAAUUACCUCGCAGCGAUUAAGUUUAAGUUGACUGUGAAAUAUGGAUAUGAUGUUUGAGGCAUAUCUGACACAUGAAUCAAGUCAUCUGGAACCAGAUGAUAUUCCAUUUACCAGAGACCCAGUGUGGAUCCUUGGAAAGAAAUAUAAUGCUAUACAUGACCUGGAGGCCAUCCGCCGAGACAUCCGCUCGAAGCUGUGGUUCACGUACCGCCGUGGCUUCGUGCCGAUCGGGGACACGAACCACACCACGGACAAGGGCUGGGGCUGCAUGCUGCGUUGCGGCCAGAUGGUGUUAGCCCAGGCUCUGGUGCAGCUGCACCUGGGACGAAAGUGGACAUGGCACAUAGAGACGAGAAACUCUGCUUACCUGAAGAUACUGCACAUGUUUGAAGACCGUCGCGGGGCUCCGUACUCCAUCCACCAGAUAGCUCUGAUGGGGGCGUCCGAGAGGAAGGAGGUGGGCCAGUGGUUCGGGCCGAACACUGUCCUGCAAGUGUUGAAGAAGCUAUCCGUCUAUGAUGAGUGGAGCUCGCUCGUCAUACACGUGGCUCUGGACAACUGUGUCGUGAUGAACGAAGUCAAGCAGCUGUGCAAAUCACAGAGGCUGCCACUGGACCCUGCGUACCUGCAGUGCACGGGGCAGUCCUUGGACUCGCUCCAGCCAGGCGUGUGGAGGCCCCUGCUGCUAGUGGUGCCGCUGCGACUGGGGCUCAGCGAGAUCAACCCCAUCUACAUGCAGGGACUCAAGACGUGCUUCAUGUUCGAGCAGUCACUAGGAGUUAUUGGAGGAAAACCAAAUCAUGCCUUGUACUUCAUUGGUUGUGUUGGGAGCGAGGUGGUGUACCUGGACCCGCACACGACGCAGCCGGCCGGCCUCGUCGAGGAGAAGGAGCAGGAGCACGAGAAGGCGGUGGAUGCCACCUACCACUGCCAGUACGCCAGCAGGAUGCACAUCCUGCAGAUGGACCCGUCUGUGGCCGUCUGCUUCUUCUGCCGCACGGAGAAGGAGUUUGACGAGCUGUGCCGGCUGAUCCAGGAGCGACUGGUGGGGCCUGAGAAGCAGCCCCUGUUCGAGCUGAGCAGGGAUCGUCCUCAGCAGUGGUCUCCGGUCCAAGAAGGUGCAGAGGAGGCGCUGGGAGCCACUGCUUGCCUCCCUGUUGAUGAUGUGCAGCGCCAGUUUGACGAUUCGGAUGAAGACUUUGAAAUAUUAGGUUAAGAUUUUGAAGAUGAAGACAAUACUCAGCAUUUACUAUGUGGUAAAUUGUGUUACGCCUCUUGCAGUUUGUGGAAUUUUUUUUUACCUUCAGUGCGGAUAACGUUUGGAAGAGACUAGUAAUAUAAUAUGUGAUAACGUGUUAUGUUUUAUUUCAGUGCCUGUAGUUUUACAUGGCGGCAGUGUAAGUAUGUGUGUAAAGUUUUAUUUUAACGUGUGUUAUGUGUACAUAUUUUACAUUUCUCAGUGCUGUGAAAAGCACUAAAACUACUAGUGUUGGGUUGAUUCCAAUUUCUGUUCUCAAGUUGUGUUCAAAUUUUAUUCCUCAUUUUUUAAGACAAAGCUUACAAAACCCAUGUACAAAAACCUGUUACAUAUUUUGAAAAUGUAAUAAUGUACGAUUAUGUUUAUGAAUCUACAGUGAUAAUAAAUACAUAUAUCAUUACCAUUA